UCAAAUGAAACUGUCAGUUUCCUUCUAUGGAAUGAUUGGAUCUUAUUUAUACUAGUCUAAAGCUAAACAUUGUAUAAAAUAUUGCCAUGGACUCUUCAUCAAUAGUCAGUUUUAACAACGAUUCAACAUACCAGACAACAAUAAAAGCCGAUUAUAAUAAUGUUAGUGUUCAUGAGUUGGCGCUUCAUGCUAUGCGAGAUAGAUGCUUGCUGCUUCAACGUAGAAUAAAUACUCUCGAAACUGACAACAUGCGAUUAAAACUUGACACAACUAAAACCAACGAAAAGUCACCCUAUAAUCCUUUGCAAGAAGAUGAAAAACUAUCUCUACAGCAAAAAAUUGCAGAACUUAACAAGCAAAAGUCUCAACUACUUCAUCAUGUAUUUAUGGUUUCUUGUGAAAACAAAAACUUGUGGAAUAAAUUAUCCUCUUUAAAAGGAUCUGAUAGAGCAAUACAAGAACAUACAAAACAACCUCUAGUGCGUACAAACACCUAUAUACAUAGUACCCCAAAAUAUAAUUCUCAAUCACAAGAAAAAUAUUCCGAUUCAAGCUUAGAAGAAAUAUCUUUAAAAUUAAUAAACAGUUACAUUCAAGAAAAGUCACAAUUAGUAGAGCAAUAUGAACAGAUGGCUCAGCUUCAAGAUGAAGAUGAUAAUAUUUUGAAUGUGGACUCUAUAGGAUUUACUUACAUGGAAGAUCCUGUUACAGAUUCACUAAAGGAAAUUCAUAGCCAAACUGAAAAAUUACAAUCUCUAAAAAAGGAAUUAUCCCAACAAGAAAAAGAUUUAAAAAUUGUUAUUUCAAGAAUAGAAACUCUAAUGAAAGAAGGCCGCAAUUGCCCAACAUGUCUGGAAAAUAAAUCAAAAAUAACUUACGCACAUAAAGAAACAGACACCAGUGAUAGCCUCAUUUAUGAUGAAAAUCAAUUGAAUUCAAUUUCAUAUAACAAUGAUUUCGAAGAUAACAAUAUGUCAGUUAAUAAAAUAAGUUCAGCACAAGAAAUCCAUUCGGAACCAUAUGAUAAAAUGUGUCCUAUGUGUGGAGAAACAUUUCAAAAGGAAACAGUUUUUACAGAUUUUCAAUCACAUGUAGAGAGUCAUUUUAUUGGUAAUGAAAAUGAAGCUGAUUCUAUUGAUAACUUAGAUACUUUGCCUAAUUCUUUAGACAACAUUAUAUAAAAAUUCCAUAAAAUGUUUAAUUUAUAUUUUUUAUAAAAAAUUACACAUUAUUAUUAUAUUUAUAAACUAUUUUAGCAGAUGAAUUUGUAAUAAGCAUUAUUUUUAAUAACAGAUAUGUAUUGGCUUUUUCUUUAAAAAAUAAAACAUGUAUAAGCUUAUAUAUUCGAAAAUACCCAUAUGUUUGAAUGGAAUAAAAAUUAAAUAAAGACUACAUUUUAUCUGA
Molecule: messenger RNA, 1404 nt
Organism: Nymphalis io (European peacock)
Lineage: Eukaryota; Metazoa; Arthropoda; Insecta; Lepidoptera; Nymphalidae
Gene: spn-F
Product: protein spindle-F
Exons: 2
Coding region: 87-1181 (364 amino acids)
Source: RefSeq, a predicted model, not a curated record